AUGUUAAGAAGACUUGGUGAUGUCAAGUUGAUACGGAGAAUCUCCAACGUACCGUUUCAUGAUGAUCUAACUGCCGCCGAUGAUGACUUAUUUGGACUCGAAGACUUUAAACAUUAUAAGGAAAGUCCUGAAAUGACUCGAAAAAGACUUCAACUCGAAGAUUCUUUGCAGCCACGCCAACCUGAACAGGUAAAGUCCACAUCUUCCCUCGAACUGGCAGCUUUACGUAAAGAGCCAAUGAUAUUCAUUUCUAAACUAACAGACCCUUACCUUAACCUUGCUAUUGAAGAUUAUGUGUAUAAUAAAAUGGCUCCUGAACCACAAAACAAUAGAUUGAUGUUUUAUGUCAAUAAACCAUGUGUGGUUAUUGGGAAAAACCAGAACCCAUGGAAAGAGGUCAACCUUCCCUUACUUAAUUCCUUGCAUAUACCGAUGCUCAGAAGACGGUCCGGUGGAGGAACGGUUGUUCAUGAUUCGGGGAAUGUGAAUUUCUCGUUCAUGACCACCAAGAGUGAAUUUAGUCGAUUCAAAUUCGUCAAUUUGGUGGUAGAUGCCAUCAAUAACUGGGGGAAAUGUAAGUACCAGUUGGAAGUAAGUAGCCGUGGAGAUAUCACCACUGUCACCCAACCAGAUGGUAUCAAUUACAAGAUUAGUGGAUCUGCCUAUAAAUUAUCCAGAGGUAAAUCUUACCACCAUGGGACGAUGUUGCUCAACCUGAGAUUAGAUAUUUUGGGGAAGUUAUUGAGUAAUUCACCAGAGAAGAACGGUAUCGUUAGUGAUACCAUCUCGAUCGAUUCUGUUAGAUCAAAAGUCGCCAAUAUUGAGAUACAAAGUGAUGAAUUCAAAGCAUUGGUUUCUGAAGCUUUCAAACAGCAGUAUGGAGUCAAAGCACAACUAAAUAAAGAAGAAAAGCUACAAAACUCGUUAUUGGGAUUGGAAGAUUUCAUGGAAGCCAAAGAAGUAGAGAUCUUCACCAUUGAGAAAAAUACUGAAAUCAAUGAAGAGAUCCUUACCACGGCAGAAGAGUUGAAAAAUUGGAAUUGGAAGUUCGGAAAUACUCCUAAAUUUACUCAUCAGUUCACCAAUGACAAGUAUGACCUUAAGGUCAAAUUCAUCAUUGGUAAAAAUGCAAUUGUUGAAGAUUUUGAACUUGAGCUUCCAUCCUCGAGUUCCCACUCCGAAAUCAAGGCCAGCUUUGAUUUCCUUAGGUACGCUAUAGAUCAGAACGAACUCAAACCUGCUGAAGAGAGAUUAAAAUACAAAGGGAGUGAUAUUGCUGGAUUCAUCACUCAUGACGAAAUUAGUGACUGGAUAGGUGAAUCUAUUGAUGGUACUAUAUAG
Molecule: messenger RNA, 1341 nt
Organism: Yamadazyma jaroonii
Lineage: Eukaryota; Fungi; Ascomycota; Pichiomycetes; Serinales; Debaryomycetaceae
Source: the annotation of a GenBank genome assembly